AACCAUUGGGAGACUCUGCGUUUGUAUCAUUCUGCGAUUCUGGGGUUCUACGGUCCCGCCCCGCUCCGCCCCGCCCCUCUGACGUCACUCCACGUCCCCGCCCCCAGCUCCAGCCGCCCAUAAAGCGGGCGGCGGCGGCCGGCGGCUCCUCAUGGAGCGCUGCGCGCCGCCGGCACCUGUUGUGCUUCGGAGACUUCUUCCCCCAGUUCUCUCGGUGUCUCUGUCACCAGCCCCCGCCCCGGGACGGACGAUGCGGGCCGCGGUGCUGAUGGCGGUGCUGGCUGCGCUGGCAGCGAGCCGUGCGGCCGCCGGGUCGUCGCCCAACGCCACGGAGCCACAGCGGCACGAGGAGCGGGAGCCCGGGAGCCGCGAGGGCGAGCCCGUGCCGGGUCCUGACUACGAGGAGGAUGAGGAGGAGGACGAGGAGGCGCCGCCCGUCCACCAGUACAUCGUGGAUGACUUGAUCCGAGUUGAACCUGUGGUUAAACCCAAGCCAGCGAAGAGGGGGGGAGAGAAGAAUGCUGGCAAAUCAAGAAGGAAGAAAAACAGAGGGAGAAACAAGAAGAAAGGGACUCCCUGUGAAAUGGAAUACAAAAACUUUUGCAUCCAUGGGGAAUGCAUAUACCGAGAACAUCUCCAGAUGGUGACCUGCAAGUGUCAUCAGGAUUUUUUUGGUGAGCGCUGUGGUGAACAGUUCAUGAAGACUCAAAGGAAGAAUGAUGUGGCAGACUACUCAAAGACUGUGUUGGUAGUGGUAGCUGUCCUGCUCUCAAGCGUCAGCUUCAUUACUGUACUUAUCAUUGUGAUAGUGCAGGUCAGGAAAAAGUGUCCUCAGUAUGAAGAGAAAGAAGAAAGGAAAAAACUCCGACAAGAGAGCAGAAAUGGCCAUGUUGGUGUGUAAAUGGGGAGAAAGCAGGUAUGAAUGCUGUCUUCAAACACCUUUCAGGUGAACCUUCCAGGCUGUAUGGGAAUUGCAUGCUUGUUUUGCAAUGCUAGUGUUUGCUUUUAAUGCUUCAAGUGUCAUGAAACACAUAGGUUACAUGUGAGCAGCUGGCUUGGUUUUCUGGUUUCUCAAAACCACCUUGACUUGUACAAGUUGUUUAACAGCUCUGUUAAAUUUCUGGCUGUGUUCAAGGCCAAGUGAGCAUGGGAAGCUGUACUGAGCUCUGAGUGGGGCUGUGAAGAAAGAGUCCUGAAUUAUCUGGACAGAGGCAGAUGUAGUGCAGGAAACACUGGUAGACUUCAGUCAUGGAAGAUGGUGCCAUGGCAUCAUCACCUCUUGGAAGAGAAGUACUGAGCGUUUUCAUAUCUUUGCUGCAAGGAAAGUCUCAGGAAGUAGCUGGUGCUCAGAAACUGAAAUUUGCUCGGGAAAGCAACUGCUUAAAUCCCUUAAGUGGCCACAGCAAAGUUUGUUAAGCAUCUUAAAGCUGUGAGUUCUGUGAGCACCACAGAUGGCCACUCUGUCAAGUUGAGUACUGUCGCAGCAGCUGAGCCCCAAAGCCCCUCGGCAUCUGUGAGUUGCUUCUGGAAGCGAUCUAGUGGAUUUUACUGAGCAGGCAAGUUGGUCUCUUCUGAGGCCAAGUGCACGUAACAGCAGACUCAAGGAGCAUUACUGAAAAGGAGUUACACUACAAGCUGAGGAGGAAGCCACAAAAGAUAGUCCUGAAAUACCUGGCAGAGCUCUCAGGUUUUGCUUUACCGCAUGUCAGCUCUAGAUAUUUUCUGGCUUUGCUCAGUGACAAUUAGAGAGUUUUGCUGAAAGCUUACUUGAAGCUGAAGAGUAUCCUCAGUACCUGAGGAGUGUCCUCAGGUGUGUGCACAUCCUGAACCCACUUGCCUUGCUGGUCGGUUUGCCGUGGUGCUAGCACAGGGUGCUUGUGCCUGGGAUGGUGAUUAAUGUGCCUGGUCUGCCCGUUACAGAACAAUUCUGAAGUGGCCAUUGCCAAGCUGCGGGGUACCUCUGGCUACCUGACACAUCCACCUGGACACUGUGGGCUGGAGCUGUUGCCACUCAGCCCUGAUUCAUCAAGAGAGAGGCUGCUGCAAGGAGAUGUCAACAGGCCACUUGCUGCUGAAUCACUUGCUGAGGAGACCAGUUAUCACUGCAUCUCGGCACAACGAUGUGGAAGGAGCUGGCUCUGUGGGGGACAGGACCUGCUGUCACAACCUGCUAGAGACUGCUGCUGAGCCUUCUCUCUGUGUGCAGAGCUCCGGUCGUGGCUGUUGUGUGGAUGGACUUGGUUCUCUUAGCAAGUCUCCUUUGGCAGCUCUAACUCUAAGGGGGAGAACCUGUUGCGGCUUUGAGGAAUGGAUGGAAGGGAGAAAAUUCCCUUCCUUCCCUCUACCAAAGUGAAAAAGGGAGGAGGCUUCUCUCCCUUGACCUCAGUGGAUGAAAAACCUGGUUCUGUUGUCACCGUGCUCCCUGUCCAUACUGGCUUCUGAGAGCUUCACCUGUAGUUGUGACUUGCAGGGCGUUGGUGACAGAUCUUUGUCAGCCUCAGCUGGGUUCUGUUACUGUGUGUGUGGAAGUGAUCCCUCCGAGUUCUGUCGGACUCGUGGUGUGAGUGGAGCUAUCCAUUUGCGUGUGUGCUAGCCCAAGUUGAAAUUAGUCUCCUCAGGAUGCUGAGGCAGUAGAUGCAAGACCUGAGGCUUUGCAUCUAAAGGAAAAGAUCCAUGCUUAAACCAACUGAUAAGGCUGGACCCAUCUCUCCUAAAAACAAAGCUACUUCUGUUAAACAGAUACUUGUUGCUGCUUUAAGCAGUGCUUAAAUAUAAAAUGCUUCAUAUCAGAUCCCAUCCGUUGAACUUGACUAAGAACCUGUUCCUUUGGAGAAUUUAAUUCAGGCACUGAUGCUUUGCAAGCAGUGGUCUCUUGUGCUCUUCCUUCAGGUGUGAAGAACCCAUCUUACCUCAAUCUUUGCUGACCCAGGUGUCUCUGGUUUCUCUACUGUCCGUGCUGUCAUGAGCACAGAGUGUUAUCUGAGUUCAGUUUCUUCUUGGAAGAGUGAUUGUGUUCUGUGUAAACAGAGCAGAGUUCUUCUGGUAGCAGAGAAACACCAUUAAUUGUCAAGUUGUAUCUGUAAAUGUGUAAAUAUUUAUUGCUGUAUUUAAUAUUUAACGUUUCCAUAACAAACUUAUUUAUUUUAUAAUUAAACUUUUUACAUAACCUAA
Messenger RNA from Parus major (Great Tit), 3171 nucleotides. RefSeq names its product amphiregulin (gene AREG). Lineage: Eukaryota; Metazoa; Chordata; Aves; Passeriformes; Paridae. Gene Ontology annotation, biological process: positive regulation of mitotic nuclear division; positive regulation of cell population proliferation; epidermal growth factor receptor signaling pathway. The record is from RefSeq and is a predicted model, not a curated record. The transcript has 5 exons. Bases 152 to 901 code for a protein of 249 amino acids.